AUGAAGAUGUUAGAUGCUUGGGAUAUCUUAUUGUCAAAGUUAGAAGAUUUUUCAGUUCGAGGUAUAAAGUUCUAUACACCUUCUCCAAACUUCUAUUCUAUCUUCACUGGAUAUAAAUACGAACAAGUAGAAUGGAAAGAAAAUAUUAUAGAAGCUUGGUUAGACCAUGUCAAAGAAAUUAUAUGCAAUGGAAACGAAAGAGUCUAUGAGUAUAUCUUAUGUUGGUUUGCAAACAUCUUACAACAUCCAAGUGCUAAAAAUGAAACUGCUCUCAUUAUAAUUGGAAAACAAGGAACAGGUAAGAACACUUUCUUUACAGAUAUCUUAUGCAAACUGUUAGAGGGCUAUUCGAACCCUAAUAUGACAAACUUAGAAAACAUCUGCGGUAAAUUUAACUCUUCAAUAGAGAAUAUGAAACUUAUAGUUUGCAAUGAACUUCAAAGUAUAGAUACAACAAAAGUUUUGAACUCAGAUGCUUUGAAGAGUCUUAUAACAGACAAAGUUGGAGUUGUUGAAAGAAAAUAUAAAGACCAAAGAGUUUGUGAAAAUGUUGCAAAUUUCGUUAUGGUUUCAAACAAUGCUGUUCCGAUGAAGUUAGAAAGUUCUGACAGAAGAUAUGUAGUUGUCAGAACGUCAGAUUCUCAUAUGCAAGAUACAGAAUAUUUUGACGACUUAGCAGAAACUUUGACAUCUGACUUUUACAACCACUUGUUCUCAUAUUUUAUGACAUUAGAUAUUUCAAAGUUCAAUCCAAGACAAAUUCCACAUACCGAAGAGAGACAAACAUUGUUAGAAGCAAACAAGAGUGUAUAUGAACUGUUCAUAGAUGAAACUGACUUUGAGUGUUUAGAUGAAAGGUCAUUGUACGAUUC
Molecule: messenger RNA, 872 nt
Organism: Trichomonas vaginalis G3
Lineage: Eukaryota; Parabasalia; Trichomonadida; Trichomonadidae
Exons: 1
Source: RefSeq, a predicted model, not a curated record